Messenger RNA from Homarus americanus (American lobster), 5746 nucleotides. It is a transcript of the gene FANCI, whose product is annotated as Fanconi anemia group I protein-like. Bases 159 to 4151 code for a protein of 1330 amino acids. NCBI's taxonomy places the organism in Eukaryota, Metazoa, Arthropoda, Malacostraca, Decapoda, Nephropidae. Gene Ontology annotation, molecular function: DNA polymerase binding. The transcript is spliced from 11 exons. The record is from RefSeq and is a predicted model, not a curated record. Gene Ontology annotation, biological process: DNA repair.
GAGAAACUAAAAACAAUAUAAUCUAGAGCAAUUAACUAACUGAGUAUAAUAGAUCAAACAACAUAAUUAUAAACAGACGCAAUUAAAGUGUCAUUUGUUAAACUAGGAGGCGGGAACCUUGACCUGUUGACAGUUGUUCUUUAUUAUUAUUCAAGAUCAUGAGUGACAAGUUAGGGAAACGUGUCAAGGAUCUUAUAGAAAGAGAAAACUGGAGAGAACUGGAAGAUUUAGUGUUAAAUACUGAAGAUGAAUGGGUGUUAGAAAUUCUUGCACGUAGAAUACAUGGGCCAGAAGGUCCACAGUGGCUGAGAGGUCUUCUCUCUGCUCUUUCAUGUGAUACCAGAGAAAGUACUAAUCUUAGACAAAAGAUUUAUGAAAAUGUAUUGAAACAAGUGCGGAAUGAAGCAAGCGGAAAUGAGAGAGCUGCCGGGGAGUUAAUAGGAGUCUUAAUGAUACACGUAGAUAGCUUCCCGACUAAUGCUGUUGUGGCCUUGAUUGAUCUGUAUGUUGAUUACAUCGAGAAUGGGGCGCCUCUCCAGGGCAGAUGGGUAGACCUGUUAGCCAAGCUUAUUACCUGUGUGAGCCAGAAGGAGGAUGUCAUUAUUGGAGGAAAACAUAUGACAGGUGAUGAUUAUCGCUACCAAGUCCUCAAAUCCUUUUGUGACCUCUCUUGGUGUGCUGAAACUACAACAAGCCUUUUACCUGUUUUCAAAGAUAUGAACCUGCCUAAAGAGGAGCUACAUGAUGUAAUUUUCAAAGUGGAAAGAGUCUUAAAGGAGGUGGAUUAUCAGUCAGUGCCGCCCAUCAUUUAUCAUCUGAUUCUGUUAAUGCGUCGUGAUCUGCCAGGCCGAAUACUGCAGGUCGUUAUUGAUUACUUUAAUAGCCAAGAAAACAAAUUGAAACAAGACAGGAACAAUGUAGGAGAUGAAAUAAAUAGCCUGGAGUUUGAUUCAGAAGUAAUAGAGAACAGUAAAUACAGUGAUCUUACUGAAGCAAAAGGUACUGUCAUUCUUCAUGUGACUCACCAUGCCCAAUAUAAUGCAGCCCUUGUUCGGGAUUAUCUCAAGUUUAUUAGGUCCUCAACUUGGCUUGCUGAGAAGUUAAUUACACCUUUCAACUUGGCUCUGUCACUUUCCCUGGCAUCCAUUGAGAAGUAUAAGGAUCAGAUUCUAGAAGCUCUUAAAUCUUGUCUCCUGAAACUUUCGUCAGGAAAACGAAAGCCAACAGUCUCAGUAAGUCAGGGAUUAGUUCAUCUAUCAUUCAAUCUGCUUGAGUCAGGAAGUGGACCAAAAGGAGAGACAUAUGUCAGUCAGCGAGCCAUUGAGUUAGCUUCAACUGUCUUGCCCCUCAUUGUCAAGAAACAGCAACACCUGGGACGCUCUGUCAUCUCUCAACUCUCAAACUUGAUCCUCACAGCAUCUUCACCUGUUCAAUAUAUUGAAAUCCUGGGAAAGCUGGCUAAAAUGUUACCUUUAGUGCUCCUGGACCAUCUUAAUGUGAUUCGGGAGCCAUUAGAGUUCUCGGAAUCUUUAUCACUUCGAGCUGCGACUCACUUUUUGAGCGCUAUCCUGCCACUUCUCAAGAUGAGCAUGAGUCUUAAGGAUGCCCUCAUGAUCACACUGAGAAAGAUGCUCUUUUCCAAGAAAGUUGAGAGUCGCCAGAUUGCAGUAAGAGGAUUCCUGCAAUUUCUUAGACACUUCAGAGUGAUGGGUGCACUUCCAUCAUCCCAAGCCUCAAUGUCCUUCUCCUCGUCAAUGAGCACAGUCAGCGUAAAUGCUGAUGUUCACUCUGUUUUCAAUAAUUCAACAAAUGAAGCCCUGUGCUUUGAGCUGCUUGGAAUAUUGAGGCGAUGCUUCUCACAGCAGCAUGAGGUAAAAUCAAUCUUCUACUUAGGGCUUUAUGAUGUCAGUCAAAACAACCCCAACCUUGUUGUGAACAUUAUGGAACUUCUACUUCAGCAUAGCAAGUGCUUCUUGGACUUACGGCCAGAUAUAUUUAAUCCUGUCAUCUUGAAGAAGGUUAUUGUCAUCCUGGGUGAAACAACCAUACUUACAGAACCCAUGGGAGAUCUGCUGUCCAGCCUCGGAGCAUGCAAGACAUAUUAUGAGGAACACCAUGCAAGUGAGGCCAAUGAAGAAGAUGAUGAGAAUGCCAUAACAGUUCUUAAUGAAAUAUGUGCUGUAUUUGAUGUAUUGACAGAGAAGCUUUCAGGUUGUGGUUUGGAAGACCUGGGUUUUGAUACUAAUGGAGACUUUUCAACCACUUCACCGUCAGGUCACAAAAAUAUCUUUUCUGCAAAAGUGAUGAUAGGUGUAUUUGAUAGCUUAUUGGAGUACACUUUUACCAGUAAAGCACAAACACCUGAGGAAAGGAUGCAAGUAAUUGUCUCCCUUUUUAAAUCUCAAAGGAAAAUUGUUGAACUGUUGAAGGAAAAGUCUAAAAAACCCAAAAAGAAAGGAGGUCGAGUAUCUAGACAAACCAUAGCCCUAAAAAGUCACUUGAGUUUGCGAGUGACAGCAGACAUGCUCGCUGUUUCACUAAGUGAUAGUGACACUGAUGCUUCUGAUAGUGGUUUUAUUUUGAAAGGCAACCAUGAAUUGCAGUUAUAUCUUUUAUCUAUUGUGGAAGAUGUCUUGUCAUCAGUGAAGGGAAUGACUCGAUCAGAGAAAGAAAAAAUUCUGCCCCAUUUGAGGACUAUUGCAAAGGUUCUCCUUCGUGAAUGCACAGACAAUUUGGGCUCUGCAGACUCCUCAGAUGAGAGAGAGGUAACUAGACUGAGGCAGAGUUUGCAUAUUAUUGCAAAUGUUUUAACCAUCUUCAACAAAUUUUACAAGCAUAAAGUAGAAACAAUAUUGAAGGAUUUGAUGAAUAAAAAUGAUAAUAAAAGCCUUAAUGCACUGUUAUUUCAAAUAACUAAACGGUUUCAGAAGAUGCUGCUAAAAAUCUUACAUCACAAGGAACGAACUCCUUUGUUGAAGGAUGCAAUUACAAUAGUUCACAUAGUAACAGCAGUUACACAAGCCAUGGAACCACAGUGCUCUGAAGUUAAAGAUGUUCAAGAUUGGGUACAUCAGUUAUGUAAAGACCAAGAUUUUGGUCAUUGUGGAUUGACUGAAGCUAUGAUGAAUCUUCUUAUGAAAUUGUCCAAUCAGAUCAAAGGUAAUCAUAACCUUACUCGAGGAAUAGCUAAAGAGUUAUAUCACAGGCUUGGAAAACUUGGAGUAAAUGUUAGCAUUGAUGAACCUGUUAAAUAUAUGAUGGUCACUGGUGACACAUCAUCAGUCAUUUUAUCAUGUCUCCUUGUACACCUGGAUGACACACUGGGCCUCAUAGAAUUGGCUUUAAACAAAAUGAAAGCUUGUGUUGUAUCAGGCACACAAUAUAAUGCUGAGAAAGUUGAAAAUUGUAUCAGUCUGAAGUGCAAUAUUUUGAUCCAAGCUCUACAUGAAGUAGUCCAGUCAGCCAUUCCUCUGGGUGUAAGUACAGAUCACACUCUGAAAGUAGUGACAAAGAUGUACAAUGUUUUAGCACUCUAUGCAAAGUUUUAUAUUGAUCUUUAUCGAAUUAAGAAUUAUGCCCAAAUCUCAGAUAAAUUUGAAACAAUUGUUCACAAAUCUGGAGAACUGAUUACCAAGCCUAUAUAUCCCUUGAUAACUUACAUUGAAGGGACACAUAGAGAAGCAGGGAGUAAAAUUCAAAGAUCAAUUACUGCUAGAGCAAUGAAAGAGACUAAACUUAUACCAUCUCUAAUUUUUGCAAUUGAACAAUAUGAGAAACACCUUAUCACACUCACCCACAAAUCUAAGGUAAACCUUAUGCAGAAAAUGGGAGUGAGUACAUGUCGGGAUUUCAAGAUUAUGCCAGCUACUCUCAAGGAAGUUUUACAGAAAGAGAAUGAAGAGGAGCAGGAGAAUGUAUUGAAUAGUACUGAUGAAGAGGCAGGGUCUGAUGACCAAGAGGAGGAGGAAGCCACACACAGGAAAGUUGAGUCCUCUCUAUUUAAUCGGAACAAAAGAGAAAUUAAGAGAAAAUCUUGUACAGAGAUGAAUGAAGAUGAUGAAAAUGAUCCCAACUCUCAGAAUAGGACUAGUGGGCCCCCUAGCAAGCAUAGAAAAAUAUCUUUGGGCAAAAAGGGAAAAAAAUAUAAAUAAUUUGUUGAUACUUUCUAGACUAUUAAACUGGAAGCUGCCAUCUAACAAAAUAGUAUUAACUACAUUUGUGUGUAUUAUUCACAUAGAAAUUUUUACUCUACAAUCUAAAGGUACACUCAUUUGUUUGGAAACAUGCGUAGCAGUUUAUAAAGUACAGAUACAUAGCUAAGUGCAAUACAGCAAACCCUCAAUUUACACAAGCUCCUUGUAUGUGGAUUCUGUCAGACCAAAAAUUAUGAAAUCUGACUUUUACAGCCUCGCUACAUUACUCGGCUUAUAAGACAACAUAAAGCUAUACAUUGUGUGACCAUGUAUUAGCCCCAAGGCAGGCUUCCUGCAUGUAACUGUGUGGGUGGCCAGCCAGAGGAUGCUGGGAGCCCAUGAAAGAAAAUCUGAAAUUGAAAAUAAAUGCCAACAUUUUUAAUGUACACAGUGUGGGAAUUACAGUGCCCACUGUAAAAAGUAGAUGCCUCUUUAAUCAUCGAUAAAGGGUUAAGUAAUGUUAGUUCUAUAAAGGAUUAGUAAACUAUUUACAUUCAGUGCAUCACAUGUGUCCCAUAUCUAUGCUGUACUGUACAAUGAUUUCCAUACUUAGAAGGAAGUUACAUCAUGAAAUAGCUGUUGUAAGGUAUAAAUCACAUGUACUAAGCAAGGUUAUAUUACAAGUCCCUUAAUAAUGGAAACAAAUAUGACUAAUCAGCUGGACCUUAACUUACGGGUAGGGUACGAUUCAGCGCCGAUGUUUCAGCACCGCCGUUUCAGCGCUAGCCCAUUUCACCACCAGACUAUUCAGUGCCACCAAAUCAAUAAUUUAUUCAAAGAAUCAUACAUAUUUAUGAGAUUGGUUUAUUAAAUUAAAAAUUAUUAAGAAAACAUAUUUAAAAUCGUUUAAAAGAAAGGGUUAGCUUUAUUUUUAGUGUGAUAAAUUGUACGCAGGUAUUCUACUUCCUUUCUGUUCCCAUAUGUAGAAACAAUUUUUAAUAUUCUUUCAUCUGCUUUUCUGUAUUUCAGUAAUUUGGGUUGAGGUUCAUGCCCAGCUGAAAGCUUCUUGAAAUAUUCAUCCCGUCCUUUUUGGACUCGUUUAAGAGCAUAGAUGAAGUUUCAUAUAGUUGGAUGCAACAUUCCCAGUUCGCCUCGUAGUCGUCUGUUUGCAGCUUCAGCAUGGUUAUUGGUUCUAUCUUCUCCUUGUAAAGUUCGUUGGUACAUGUUCCACAUCUCUGGGAAACAAUGGUUGUCUUCUCCCAGUUCCUCUCCGGUAUGGACGACCAAUAUAAUUGUCUUCAAACCAAUUUAAAAGCGGAACCAAUUCCCCAGACAAGUCCAUUGCAAGAGCAUCCACGUGGCGGUCAACGUCAUCAUUUGGUACAAAAGAAAGUGCCGUUACCAUUUUAGCACGUAAAGCAAAGUCGGGAUUGCUAUUAUAUGAACCCAUGAGACCCAUACUUUUUAUCUGUUUUAGUAAAUUUUGCAAUAAAUGGAACAGACAGCCUCUGAUUUCUACAUUGGGAAAGCAGUUGUCAUGGUUUUGGUUAGGCCGGUGGUAUAUGAGUGGAUUAUAUUAUAUAAAGAUAAUAAUAUGUCGUAUUACUUAUUUC